This is a messenger RNA of Tilletiopsis washingtonensis, 800 nucleotides long. Its product is annotated as P-loop containing nucleoside triphosphate hydrolase protein. Gene Ontology annotation, cellular component: cytoplasm. Bases 33 to 749 code for a protein of 238 amino acids. The record is from RefSeq and is a predicted model, not a curated record. The transcript has 4 exons. NCBI's taxonomy places the organism in Eukaryota, Fungi, Basidiomycota, Exobasidiomycetes, Entylomatales.
CGCCCACAUCCGCCGCAUCGAAUUCGCAAGCCAUGGACGCACAGGUGGACCGGCUGGUCGCGCAGGUGCUCGAGUGCCUCGAUAGGGCGCCCUCGACUUCGCGCCUGCUCAUCGGCCUCUCGGGCGUGCCGGGUUCGGGCAAGUCGUCGCUCGCACGAGCAGUCGUGCAGCGCCUCAACGACACGCGGACUUGCGGCCACGGAGCCCAGGGCGUGCCGCUGGCCAUGGUCGUGCCCAUGGACGGCUGGCACCUGUCCAAGGCGCACCUUGCCGCCAUGGACGAUCCGCAGCUGGCGCGGGACAAGCGGGGCGCAGAGUGGACGUUCGACGGCAAAGCGUUCGCCGACUUUGUGCUUGCACUGCGCAGUGCAAAGGCAGACGCAGACCCACACCAUGCGCCCACCUUCUCCCACUCGCUGGCCGAUCCUCAGCCCGGCGCCCUGGCCGUGCCGGCCGAUGUCCGCGUGCUGCUCUUCGAGGGCCUGUACUGUAAUGUGGCGCUACCGCCGUGGAGUGCCGCGGCAGAGGCCCUCGAUCUCAGAUGGGUACUGAGCAUCGACGAGGAGCGGGCGCGGGAACGGCUGAUCGAGCGGCAUGUGCGCACUGGUGUCGCACGGGACGCAGAAGAAGCACGCUGGCGAGCCGACAAUAAUGACCUGCCAAACGGCCGCUUCCUGCUGCAGAACACGCUCGAGCCGGCGCUGCGGAUACACAGCGUCGACGAUGAGUACUGGCGAGGGCAAGAGUAGUGACAAAUAGAAUGCAAUGCGAGGAAGCGCAAGAUGGCGCGAUAUGUGGUC